AUGUUAAGCACUGUCUUGGUAUACUUUCUUUCUCCAGGACGUGGAGGUUCUUCCGGAGGGAAGUUUCGUAUCUCCCUGGGUCUCCCAGUUGGUGCAGUAAUCAACUGCGCAGACAAUACAGGCGGCAAAAACCUUUACAUUAUUGCUGUCAAGGGAAUCAAGGGUCGCCUGAACAGAUUACCAGCUGCAGGGUCAGGAGAUAUGGUAUUAGCUACAGUCAAAAAGGGAAAACCAGAGCUCAGGAAAAAAGGUGAGAAAAUUGUUAGGAUUGUCUAAGUUGAUGGAUUUAGUAUCAAUUUGCUCUGCAUGUAAUGGCAUUGACACCUCCUGUGACUUACAUUGUAGUGAAGCAACAUGUAAACUGGUCUUUGUUUUACCCUUUUGUUUUUCAAACUAUGGUUCAAACUUGUAAUACACUGUAGGAGUGAACAAAUGUAAGGGAGAGCAGGUGAGAUCUAUCAAAGAUCAAAUCACUGUUGGGCCAACCAGCAUUCUCUAGAAGCACUGGUGGCUGGUGAUUUCACCGGCUACUCAUUUCCGAAGUGCCGGCUACUUUUAUUACUCAAAACAUAAAAAAACUGUCUGUGUCUGUGUUAUCUUGCAUUUUUCAGAAGGUGCAAAAAGGAAAUGAAAACAAUAACUUCUUGUAAAUAAAAGCUCUCCAGAUGGUGUAUGACAAUUUGCCUUUUGCUAAGGGUAUUAUAGAUAACUUCACUGAACAAUAAUUUUUUGUUGAGACUUUGUCAGAUGAUAUUUAUGAAUAAAAUACCUUGGAAUCAAAGUAACACUUCGCAUGUAAACGAGUGUUUAAAAAUAAAUGGUGAUGUACAUUGCUGCUUUCAACUAGGAUUCUUAUGGAUUGCGUACUUUUCCUUGGGAAAAAAAAACUGGAGACAGGCUGCCUUAAAAACUGACCUCGAUUUUCCUGUUGUCGUAAGCCUCAAAAUGCGUCAGAUUGCAUCCCGGGGGAGCCAGGGGAGCAUGCUCCUGGAUCCCUCUAGGUUGCUCACGCCCUAUGGGCACUCGAUGCCAGACACCGGUUACUUUGAAUUGGGAGCUGGCUACUCAAAAAUUACUGGAGAACACUGCUCCAACUCUGUGCUUUGAAUAGCUUUUAUGUGAUUAAAGUUUUAAAUGCAUGUAACCAGAUUGCGUUCUAUGUAUGUCAUUUAUUCUUUGUGGAAGUCUGGUUGAAUGCUGGGUACAUACCUGCCGUGCAUACAUAACAGCAACCAGGGCCCAGUUGUUUGAGGGCCAAUUAAAGCUAGCCCGGGGUUAAAUUUUAUUCCCAGUUUCUUUUUCUUUUGUUCAAAAGAAUUUAAUUUUCUCUAUUCUUUUGAGAGCAUCCAAUCAUCAGAUAGUAGAGAAAAAGAAUUAAACUGAAUUUGCUUUUAAAUCUUUCAUAUCUGAAUUCAAAUUUUGGACGAACCCUGGGUUAUCCUAACCUAGCUUUGAACAACCCUGCCCUGGAGAUUAGACUUACAGGCUCGUCUUUUCACCCAUAGUACCCCAUUUUUCCAAUGACAACAUUUUACUACAACGAGCAGAACUCAUUUUGUUUUUGCUUUCCUAUUGAAAUUCAUUAGUCCUGCUGACUUUCUUCUAACAAUUUCCAAAAUGAAAUUUCACAAAAUAUCCUGAAUGUUUGUUGUGAAAUCCUAAAAAGUAGAAGAAAGCCCUACAUGUGUGCAAAAGUUCUACCAAAGGGAUUCCAUUCGAGUGGUAACAUCAUCAAGGAUUUUGUCAACAAAUUGAAAAGUUAGAAUGACAAUUAACAUUGCACCAUAACUUUGUCUUAGCUCUUAAAGUACUUUGUCUAAUGUUGUUGAUUUUUUGUCAAAUUUCGUGCCAUUUUUUAUGUUUAGUGAUGCCUGCAGUGGUGAUUAGACAACGGAAGGCAUUCAGAAGAAAGAAUGGCAUGUUUAUUUACUUUGAAGGUGAGUUCAAGGAUUUAAGUCUAUUUUCAGUAUUCAAUGAUUAAAGAAUGUACAGCGGUAGCACACAGUCCUCUUUAAUUUCAAGGUAGCAUUCUUUUCUUUUUUUGAAGUUGUAGCGCAUUUUUGUUGUUAUCAGCCUCUUAAAACUUCAGCUUUGUGCAGGCAAUGGAAAUGCUGACAAUUUAGCAGACUGCAAGAAGUGUGUGCUAGGCAAGAACUACCAGGCCCUGGGUUAGCGAGUGACUAACACAAUCAAACCUAAAAAGACCAAAGAAAGAUUUUUGACUCCAGUAUUUGUUUGAGAGCUAAAUGUUCUCUUGCUACAAUAUAAUGCAAUAUUCAUUAUUUAAUGAAGGUGACACAAUAAUCCAAUGAGUUAUCUAACUUACGGCCUUCACAACGAUACAAAAUACACAUAUAAAACAAUGCCUAAUCAGUAAUAUACGACUACAACAAGAGAAAAAAUAGAACUAGACAAAUGUAUGGUUUAACAUAGAUAUAAGAUGAUAUAAACUAAUUACCUUCUAAUACAGUUACAAUAAAGAGAAAAACGUAAAACACAUUAAUUCUGCGAGAUGAGAAACGUUACUUGCAAACUUAAGGAAUAAGAUAGAUAAUGUAUGUUUAAAAUUAUUUAAUCUAGAUGAAAAAAUAAUAGAAAAAGAAGAUACACACGCUACAGUUUGUUGUUUAAGUGUUGUGUCCAACUUCUUGCAUUCUCCUUUAUGAUCUUCUUCUCCUUGUUGCAGACAAUGCAGGUGUCAUAGUGAACAAUAAGGGUGAAAUGAAAGGUAAGAUAUGGCUAUUUCCUUGCUGUCGAUGAGGUCAAUCUGUGGAUGAGUGUAGGCAGUGAUUUUGUUACAAUUUGCUAAUAGUGAGUCAUGGGACUCAUCUCACGAAAAAUCAUCCCAGUCCAGAAUCUAAUGAGUCCUUACGAUAAAGGUUCCAGAACUCUCAUGAAACCAGGCAAUCAUAUUUAAUCUGUAGUCUACCUUCAAUAGCAAAGUACUUCUCUCAGUAAUACAGUACUGUGCCGUUGCCUCCCAAAGGACACAAGCUGUCAGUUAUUCUGCAGCGUUGAUAAUUUUUUGGCAUCAGGGACACAGGAUGCAGGGGUAACAAAAUCACUAGUGUAGGCCAUGAGUGAACAGAAAGCAAUUUGCCUCAUAGGGCAUGUGUGAUUUGACCCGAAAACGGUGCUGAUAGUAGUAAAAAUUAAUAUUCUUAUUCCUUGAAAAUAUUUCUCAGUUUUGCAUUGGGCUAAGUUCCCUGGCUUAUUCUUCCUACGCAGCCAGCAAUAAGCAAAUAAUGAAGAUGUUGUUAUUUUACUGUUAACUUCAAUGGUAAAAGAGUUAACUGAAAGACUUGUACGCACUGACUGUUGCACAUAAAUUGACACAGUGCAGCAACCCAGCAGUUUUGAGAGAAAAUGGCAGAAUAGUUUACACAUCACAUGAGGAUAGAAUAUCCAAAACACAACAAGAAAACCUACACAUACAUGUACUGUACCAACAGUGCCACUUGAUUGAUGAUUGCUUUCUGAAUAAUCUUUUUUUGCAACAAAAAACAUAGAUUCAUAUCCUAAAACUGCCAAAGAGCAGGCAAAUGUUUUUAAGACAGGAAUUCUUACAUGUACAUGUACCGCUGUAGGUGUGCCUACAUGUUUGUGUUAAAUGGGAGCAUGUGUUGUAGGUAAAACUGAUUCAAGGUGAAACCAGAGUUCAACCUAGUUUGAUAUUCAGAAUUUUCUGUUUCCUAUCCCCAACUAUUCAUAGGAGACAAAAGAAAUUCUGGUUUAAUCUAAGAACAGAUUUAUGUACAUGUACUUGCACAUCACAUACACCAUAUUUUGAUCUUAAUGAAGCCAGCCAAGCCACAUCUUUCAUUCAUAACUUUAUAUGCAUGUGUAUGAAACUUUAUAAUUUUGGCAGUGGAGCAAAUUUUGGCAGUUGAAGAUUAUUACAAUUUUUUACCUCUGGAGUGUUUUUUUCAAAUUUAAUGUUGGCAUAUCAGUCCACAAGGUCUCAGUCAUUAUUUUCUAUCGGCGCUGCUAUGCUUUAUAAAAAUAGACUACGAGUAGUCCCCAUUUUUCCUCAUGGAUAGUAGAGCGAAUGAAAUGCGAGCACGUGUGAAAAUCAUCCCAUGCAAGAAAGGCAAGCCGUUGUGCUUACUCUACAAUCCCUGAGGAAAAAUGGGGACUUCCCGUAGUCUAUUAUAAAAAAAGCCAUGAGUGAAAUACACUUGUACUGAUGGUAAGUGAUUAUUUUCUGUAGGUUCUGCCAUCACUGGCCCUGUAGCAAAAGAGUGUGCUGACCUUUGGCCAAGAAUUGCUUCCAAUGCCGGUAGCAUUCAAUAA
This is a messenger RNA of Porites lobata, 4293 nucleotides long. NCBI's taxonomy places the organism in Eukaryota, Metazoa, Cnidaria, Anthozoa, Scleractinia, Poritidae. The record is from the annotation of a GenBank genome assembly.